Rhizopus microsporus ATCC 52813 is the source of this 2175-nucleotide messenger RNA. Its product is annotated as alpha-galactosidase. Gene Ontology annotation, biological process: carbohydrate catabolic process. The record is from RefSeq and is a predicted model, not a curated record. The transcript has a single exon. The coding region runs from base 1 to 2175 and encodes 724 amino acids. Lineage: Eukaryota; Fungi; Mucoromycota; Mucoromycetes; Mucorales; Rhizopodaceae. Gene Ontology annotation, molecular function: alpha-galactosidase activity.
AUGAAAAUACUCUACCCAGGCAUUUCCCGCCAUCCCUCAAAAAACCAAUGGUUCUUGGUGACAAAUAACUCUACCUAUGUUAUUGGUAUUGUUGAAAAUGUAUUACUCAACUUACAUUGGGGACCACGGCUGGUUACUAUGCAGGAUGUUGAAUUACCAGCAGAAUUAGAAAAGGAACGAAGUUCACAAGAUCCUGCUAUUACCUCAGCCCGCGAGGAAUGUCCUUUCUUUGGUGGCCUACGAUACGGGCCUGACCUACUGAGAGCUAUUUUUGCAAAUGGCACCAAGGAACUCGACCUUAUAUAUCAUAGCAGCACCUUGGAUCAAUACACACUCACAAUCACUCUAGUAGAUCGUGUUUAUGACUACUUAAAAAUUGAAUUAGAAUACAUACUUGACAUUGAAAACGAUAUGAUUAUUCGCGGCGCUAUUUUGUCUGGCACCAAUGACCCUGAAAAAUGUUUUUAUUUUACCAAGUCGCAAACAGCAGCCUGGCAUCUGGGUCCUCCUGCUCAUGGAACGCAUCGAGAGCUGGUGACGUUGGCAGGCGCUUGGUCGAGUGAAAUGCAGGUUCAGACACACUCGAUGAAACCAGGAACGUCGCACGUCCUUAACUCUGUCCGAGGCAUACCUUCUGCACAAGCAUACCCUUAUUUUGCAAUCAGGGAUCAUGCCAAGGAUGGUGAACAUACAGACUGUGAGGUUUAUUUUGGAACGCUUGGAUGGAGCGGAAACUGGUCUAUAGAAAUAUCUACAGAUAUAGAGAGCAAAACGAGGAUUAUAGGCGGCUGGCAUGAUAGAGAGCCCAAGAUCAAAGUCAAUAGCAAACUGGCUCUUCCUCUCUUUGUUGCCGGUUUCGCGCCGGAUGGCCUCUCUGGAGCACGUAGAAGGCUUACUCGCCAUAUACGUAGAGAAAGAGAACAACAUUUAAGCGAAGAGAACAUUCUCUCGCCUGUCUUGUACAACGGUUGGGAAGCCUGUGGGUUUGGUGUCAACAUUAAAAACCAGAUGGACAUGGCAUCCAAAGCAGCCAAAUUGGGCGCUGAGCUCUUUGUUUUGGAUGAUGGUUGGUUCAAAGGAAGACACUUGGACGACGCUGGCUUAGGAGAUUGGUAUGUGGAUCAAACCAAGUUCCCCGAAGGUCUCAAACCUCUGUCAGACCACGUACACAAACUGGGUAUGAAGUUCGGUUUAUGGUUUGAGCCCGAGAUGGUCAAUCCUGAUUCUGAUUUGUACCGUCAACAUCCUGACUGGGUCUACCAUUACACAGAGCGACCACGCCAUUUGGAAAGAAACCAGCUUGUGUUAAAUAUCACUCGAAAAGAUGUGCGGGAAUAUAUUUUAAAGCGUAUGCGUGAUAUCAUAAAAAGGGCUAACAUAGACUUUAUCAAGUGGGACAUGAAUCGGCCAAUCUCUGAGGCAAACGGAGAUGGAGUCGUAUCGUGGAUUAUGCAUCCCAGGUUUGUACAUUCUAUGAUGGAAAAGCUGAAGCAAGAGUUUAAACACUUGCGGAUCGAGACAUGUGCCUCUGGAGGAGGACGCGCAGAUUUGUCUAUGCUCAAAAUAACUAACUUGUGCUGGCCAAGCGAUAACACUAGACCAGAUGCACGGCUCAAGAUACAGUACGGUGCUUCAUUUGUGAUGCCUCCAAAUAUGAUGAGCUGUUGGGUAACUGAUAUGCCAAACGACGAUGUGUAUUGCAUUUUCCCCAUUUCCUACCGCUUCCACGUGUCCUUUAUGGGGGCUUUAGGUAUUGGCUCCGACUUGACAAAGCUAAGUGAGGCUGAACUUGAACUCUAUCGAGGCUGGAUUGAGCUGUACAAGACAAUAAGGCCCAUUCAACAAAAGGGAGACUUGGAAUUUCUGGUUCCUCCAGAUUCAAACAAAACUCAACCUGUCAUCACUCAAACAACAGCUGGAGAAGGAAAUGCCUCAGUUGUCUUGGCAUUCAGAGAGUCUAGUCCGUUCUGGUUACCAAUUGGCCCUAUUCGGUUAAGAAAUUUGAAGAAAUUGUGCGUCUAUCACGUUCAGAUCUGGGAAGACAACCCUUUUGUUCCUGUUUUCACGGGCGAUAUGACAGGGAGUUCUCUUAUGGCUAAGGGGCUCCCGUUACCUUAUUUAACUUCAAAGGCGUAUAGUAGCGUGGUCAUCCUGUUACAGAUAAAGAUUCAAUAA